AUGUCACAAUGGUGGUGUAACGAAAUCCGCGUUGGACAUGUCGGGCACCCAUUCAAAUCAUGUAGAGGCCCACAGGCUUCAAUCCGCAAGGGUGAUCAUGAAUGGACAAAUGCAUUCAUUGAAGAUAUAUUGGUACCUGUUGAUGCUUUUCACCUCUUUGACCGUCUUGGCAGGCGUAUUCCUCAUGAGGAGAGAUUCUCAAUUCCUAGAAUUCCAGCUGUAGUUGAGCUCUGCAUCCAAGCUGGGGUUGAUUUACCUGAAUUCCCCACAAAGAGUGAAUUCAUAGAUGCAGAUGAAAGUGAACUGCCGGACCCUGUCCCUGAAGUCCCCAAGACACCGCUAUUAACCGAAAUACCUGACUCAGAAAUCGAGGCCCCAUCUAGUGCAGAAGAAACAGCCUUGCUUGCUGAGGAAACACUUAAAGCAUGGGAGAAAAUGAAGGGAGGAGCCAAGAAGCUAAUGAGAAUGUACCCAGUAAGGGUUUGUGGAUAUUGUCCAGAGGUGCACAUAGGGCCCUCCGGACACAAAGCGCAAAACUGUGGAGCUCACAAGCACCAACAACGGAACGGGCAGCAUGGCUGGCAGGCAGCUGUGCUCAAUGACUUGAUACCACCAAGAUUUGUGUGGCAUGUUCCUAAUGGGCAACCCUUGCAAAGGGAGCUUAAGAACUUCUAUGGUCAAGCCCCUGUUGUGGUGGAAAUGUGUGUGCAGGCUGGUGCGGCUGUGCCAGAGCAAUACAAGCCAACCAUGAGGUUGGAUGUGGGGAUCCCAACAUAUAUUAAAGAAGCUGAGAUGGUAGUCUGAGGUGAAUUUUGGUUAAGAGUGUAUAAAGUGUGUAGAAUAUUGAAAAUAAAUACAAUAUUUUAUUUAUUUAUGAAACAAAUAUUUGGCUUUUCCUUAA
Messenger RNA from Vitis riparia (riverbank grape), 901 nucleotides. Its product is annotated as APO protein 2, chloroplastic-like. The record is from RefSeq and is a predicted model, not a curated record. Gene Ontology annotation, molecular function: RNA binding. Lineage: Eukaryota; Viridiplantae; Streptophyta; Magnoliopsida; Vitales; Vitaceae. The transcript is spliced from 2 exons. Bases 1 to 804 code for a protein of 267 amino acids.